AUGGACCAUGUGAAAGCACAAAGGUCUGUUUCUGAUCAUAGGAAAAGGACCAAGUCUAGUCCUUCUCCAAGCAAACCCACAUGGAAUAAGAAGUACUCUGCCACGGGGAUAAAGCUGAAGCCCAAACCGCCAAGGAAGCUUGCAAGAAGGAAAGUUCAGGAUAGUAGGAAGAGUACUGUGACAGCAUGUUUAUCAGCAGCAAGAGGCAACAGAAUUGGAGAGAGCGUUGCAGUUGUUAAGUCGUCAGUUGAUCCUGAGAGAGACUUCAUGGAAUCCAUGGUGGAUAUGAUAGUGGAGAAUGGAAUCAGGAGUUCAAGGGAGCUUGAAGACCUUCUUGCUUGUUACCUCUCCCUCAAUUCCAUGAAGUACCAUGAUGUCAUAGUCAGGGCAUUUGAACAAAUCUGGUUUCACAUGUCUUAA
Messenger RNA from Linum trigynum, 420 nucleotides. The record is from the annotation of a GenBank genome assembly. NCBI's taxonomy places the organism in Eukaryota, Viridiplantae, Streptophyta, Magnoliopsida, Malpighiales, Linaceae.